Molecule: messenger RNA, 640 nt
Organism: Panicum virgatum (switchgrass)
Lineage: Eukaryota; Viridiplantae; Streptophyta; Magnoliopsida; Poales; Poaceae
Product: pollen allergen Phl p 2-like
Exons: 1
Coding region: 45-401 (118 amino acids)
Cellular component (GO): extracellular region
Source: RefSeq, a predicted model, not a curated record
CCCUCUUUCGAUCAAGAAACAAGCAACACAGCUCGCCAUCAGCAAUGGCCUCCAGGUCGACCUCCAUCCUGCUCGCCGCGGCGGCGCUUGCGUCGCUGCUGGCCGUGGGCUCCUGCGCGGCGGUCUCCUUCAAGACCGGCCCGGGCUGCAGCGCCACCAAGCUGGUCCUCAUCCCCAGCGAAGCCAUCUCCGAGGUGGAGGUCAAGGAGAAGGGAGCCGACGACUUCACGGCGCUCAAGGAGGGGCCGACCGGCACCUGGACCCUCGAGGGCAAGGAGCCGCUCAAGGGCCCCUUCUCCAUCCGCUUCGCCGCCAAGUCCGGCGGGUACCGCGUCGUCGACGACGCCAUCCCCACUGGCUUCAAGUCCGGCUCCGACUACAAGACCAGCGUCCAGGUCUAAGCGAUCGGCACGCCCGAGCUCUCUGGUGUCGAACGGAUGGAAAUCUUAUGAACCUCUAAAUAAUUUUUCAAGAGAGAUCAAGAGCCCGCGUGCCAGCGGGCAAUAUUUUCUGAUUUUUCUAAAUUUAGCUGAUCGAUCACUGCUAUACUACUAUAGUGUGCGCGGCAUGUACCGACCGGCCGGUGAUUGUGCAAAUCCUGUAAUUCGAUCAAAAGUGAGAAAUAAAAAAGGAUUUUCUG